Messenger RNA from Gastrolobium bilobum, 1804 nucleotides. Its product is annotated as probable serine/threonine-protein kinase PBL19. Gene Ontology annotation, biological process: protein phosphorylation. The record is from RefSeq and is a predicted model, not a curated record. NCBI's taxonomy places the organism in Eukaryota, Viridiplantae, Streptophyta, Magnoliopsida, Fabales, Fabaceae. Gene Ontology annotation, molecular function: protein kinase activity; ATP binding. The transcript is spliced from 4 exons. The coding region runs from base 411 to 1553 and encodes 380 amino acids.
ACAAACAAACACUCUCUCUCUCUCUAGUCUCUAUCUCUCUAAACCUGCACGCGGGUUCUCUUACGCGGUUUUUUCCUUGUUUGUCAUAACUCCCAUCCCUGUCAUCAUUCGAUUUCUGUCUCUUCAAGGAACAAAUCCCCUUUAAAAUUCGGGAUUUCCAUUUCUUUAUGUGUUUUUCCUUCUUGCUUCUGUUUCAAACCUUCAAUUCAUUUUCUUAACUUUCAUUCUUCAUUUCAUUUUAGUAUAUAUUUCGUCACAAGCUCCCAUUUUCUUCACCUGGGCUUUUCAUUUGUUUCCAUUAGCUGGCCAAAUUCUCAACCUUUCUAGAUUCUGCUGUUCUCGUUUCCCUUCAGCUUUUCUCCAACUCUGCUUCUGUUCCUCAGGAAAUUUCGUAACUUGAUGAUUAGAAAAUGAAGUGUUUAUUCUUCAAACAAAAAUCCAAAUCCGACCCAGAAUUAAAAAACCCAAGCAAGAAGAAAAAUCAGGCUUUGAAUCGAGCAACUAAGUCCACCAGUUCGCUAUCAUCGCCAAGGAGUUUAAAAGAAUUGUACAAAGAGAAAGAACACAAUUUCAGAGUUUUUACUUUGCAAGAACUCGUGGAUGCAACACAUGGUUUCAAUAGGAUGCUGAAGAUUGGAGAAGGGGGCUUUGGGAAGGUAUAUAGAGGAACAAUUAGUUCUGAAGGUGGACAAGGUGAUUCAAUUGUGGUUGCAAUAAAAAAACUUAACACGUUUGGCUACCAGGGGCAUAAAGAAUGGCUUGCAGAAGUUCAAUUUCUCAGCAUAGUUAAUCACCCGAAUUUGGUUAAGCUUUUGGGAUACUGCUCUGUAGAUGGGGAAAGACGAAUCCAACGGCUGUUGGUGUAUGAGUUCAUGCCCAACAAGAGCCUAGAAGAUCAUCUUUUCAAUCGUUCUUUACCUCACUUGCCUUGGAGAACAAGGUUGCAGAUCAUGCUCGGUGCUGCUCAAGGAUUACAUUAUCUACAUGAGGGAUUGGAGGUUCAGGUGAUCUACCGAGAUUUCAAAUCUUCAAAUGUACUAUUGGACACGAAUUUCCAUCCCAAGCUCUCAGAUUUUGGUCUUGCUCGGGAGGGUCCAAAAGGUGAUCAGACUCAUGUAUCUACUGCGGUAGUUGGGACAGAGGGAUAUGCUGCCCCGGAGUAUGUUAGAACAGGUCAUCUCAAAGCUCAGAAUGACAUUUGGAGUUUUGGUGUGGUACUUUAUGAGAUCAUCACAGGAAGGAGGGCAUUGGAAAGGAACCUUCCGCCAGUGGAACAAAAGCUUUUAGAGUGGGUUACAAUAUACCCUGCUGAGAGUAGCGGAUUCAGCACCAUAAUGGACCCGCGUCUCAAGAACCAAUAUUCUCUUAGCGCAGCUCGUAAAAUAGCCAAGUUGGCAGAUAGCUGCUUAAAGAAGAAUCCUGAACAAAGGCCAUCCAUGAGUCAAAUAGUAGAAAGCUUGAAGCAAGCAUUGCAUUAUUCAGAAACCUCAAGCACUUCUAAGAAUAUGACUUCUGUAUCCUCUCGAUCUAAAUUGGUUCGAAAAGGCAAAUAGGGACAGUUCGGGAAUCAUAACAAUUAGCGGUCAACCUAGGAUGUCGAACAAGGGAAUGAUAUAUAGAAGCCUUUUUUUCCCCAUAAAAUUAAUCAAUAUUAGAGAAAAUGGGAGGGAGGGUCUAUAGUGUGAUUUGCUCAUAAUUUGUAAAUCUAUCCCCAAGGGAACCUUCAACCUUGUAUCAUGUAGUAUGCUAGAUAAGUAUGAGGCAGCUUGAAGUCAAAAUCUUUUAAUUAAAAAUGGAGAAUGUU